GCUGUGCUUUUCCUUCCUUCUGAUUGAAAUCAGCCCUUUGCUGAGCUUGAGGAGGCCCCUUGAGAAGAGAGACGCUGGUCCUCUUAGCAACUAAGCAGCCCUGCACGAGCCGAACGCCCGCCCGCCCGUCCGUCCCUCCCUCCCGCCGCGCCACGCUGUGCUGCCCUGACGCUGGGCUUGUGUACACAUCACGUGGGCCCUCGGACGCCGGGCGUACCUGCACACCUCCGACGGCUCCGACUAAGGCAGGUGAGAAGAAACUCGACCGAUAAAAGACGUGUGAGGACGCGGGGUCAGCUGAGUGGGUAGAACUGGCGACUGCAGGCCGUGGUGAAUGUCGAACGUCGUUGUGUGAAGCGGAGGUCUCCAUUAGAGAGGUGGGAGAGGCCAGAGGAGCACAUUCACAUCAUGGGACAGCCCAAGAAGACGCUGCUGUGACUGAAGUCCAGAGAUCAUCGGAAAUGGAAAGUGAACAUCGGCCACCCCUCGUCCCGAGCCCCCUCAACUCCUCGAGAAGUGCGCCAUACACCGAAGCGGAGGAGGUGAUGCACGUGGUGGCAGCGGUGGUCUACUCCCUCGUUUUCCUGCUGGGCACCAUUGGCAACGGGCUGAUCAUCUGGCUGACGGGCUUCAGGAUGAUUCGGACGGUGAACACCAUUUGGUUCCUCAACUUGGCCAUCGCGGACUUCAUCUUCGCAGCAUUGCGGCCCUUCGCCGUGGUCAGGGAGGCCUUGAGCUCAGAUUGGCCCUUUGGGUCCACCAUGUGCAAGAUGAACGACUUUGUAAAGUAUCUCAACAUGUAUGCCAGCGUCUUCAUCCUCACCACCAUCAGCAUUGACCGCUGCAUGCUGGUGGUCCACCCUGUCUGGUCACGCAACCACCGCUCCAUUCGGAUGGCGUCACUGGUGGCCCUGUUCACGUGGGUCAUCGCCUUCUUCUUCAGCAUGCCUUACCUCUUUCUGAGGGACACCAUGAUUGACCUCCACAACAAGACGAAGUGCACCCUGAGCUUCACGGGGGACGCAGAGGAGAAGAGACGAGUCCGACUGGCAACCUACAUCACCCGCUUCACUUGCGGCUUUCUGGUGCCCUUUGGCAUCAUCACCACUUGCUAUGUGAUCAUCUACCUGAGGAUCAAAGACAAGAAGUGGUCUCGGUCCAACCGCCCCUUUAUCAUCAUCAUGGUGACCAUCGCGGCGUUCUUCGUCUGCUGGAUGCCCUAUCACAUCUUCAACUUUUUGAAGACCAGCAGCCUGCCAAAGGCCUUCGUCAAAGUGGGCUACCGAAUUUCCUCGGGGUUGGCCUACCUGAACAGCUGCCUGAACCCCAUCUUCUACUUUUUCGUGGGCUACAGCUUCAGGAAGGUGGGAGAAGGGUCCCUCCUGGCAUCCAUGAAGAACGUUUUCAUGGAUGAUCCCAACCAGGCCAAGCUGAGCAUCACCUCCAGUGAGAGCAUCCAACUCCCACUGCGCAAAAUGACCAUCACGGUGGCCAACAACAACAACAGGCACCCGUCCGGCUUGGCCGCCAAUUAACAAAGUGUUCAGACAGACAGACUCCGUCACUCCGGUCACGUCCGACUCUUCACCAGUAAGGGCAGUGGGCACAGGACGGCUGGAGGAGGUUCAUCGUGAAGUGCAGUGCAACGUCCUUCCUUCAAAGUGACCAAACCUGUGAUUUGUGAUGCUUGUAGCAUCUCGUCAUUGAACUUUAAAUAGGCGGGUGAGCUUGCACUGUGGCCAAUGCUGCAGCUGUGUCCCCCCCAAUGUAUGCCUGUGUGGAAUUCUGCAUGAACUCACCCACCGGCCGAUGCCCACAUUCAGAAGAUUUGCCAGUUAGGACCAAAGGGAGCUCCGGUGUGCCACUAACUAGGACUUGUUCGAGGCUGCUUUGUGUGCCCAAUGCUACCCUUCAUGGGUCACCAUGGAUGGAAAAAGUGUGCCCUGCGAUAGACUGGCAUCCUGCCCCGGGGGGAGUAUUGGGUCCCUGCCUUUCACCUAAGCACAAGUGACAGGCUUUGGCCCACCUCACCCCAUAAACAAAUGAAUACAUGUGUGUUUGUGUGCCCUGUGCCAGCCUGGCAUGUCACCCAGGGCUCAGUUCUCCUGGGCUUCCCCUGUAGGCUUAGAAAAAAAAUGAUGGAGGGAUCUGAAGUAACAGGAGUUGGGCCGUAAGACAUGAAAGACGCCAUCGCUAAACCCGCUGCGGGCACAUCUGAGCGGAGAACGAGCCGCGGACCAGACAGCUGCAAAUGCGACCGAUGAGGCGGACUCUCAGCAUCGGCACAACUGUGGAAACGAGAAGAAGAAAUAAAUUAGAAAGGUUCCUAAAAAUACGGAGACCCCUUCACUCUGCACACUUUAUGGUCGUAGAUUUCAUUUUAAUGGACAUUUCUGCCCCUCAAUCAGCACUUGAUACCCCAAAAUGUGUGAACAGGUUUUCAGAAAGGUCUGCAAGUUCAUAAAAUGUCAAAAAGUGAAAUCCCUCCUUCCUAGAAGUCCUCAAGACCCUUUGCUGUGGCUCAGGUGUCUCCUGUUUGCUUGAAAUCUCCUUGAGAUGUUUCUAGAACUUGACUGAAGCCCACCUGUGGCCCACUGAACUUAUCAGAAAGCCCAACUUGGACCCGAGUUUGGAAGGACGGACAAUUCACAUGACACGGCAGGACAAAAACCAAACCGUGAAGUCCAAGUAGCUCUCUGUGGACCUCCAUGGUCAAAUGUCGGUGAGGUGCAAAUCAGGGCAAAGGGGGUCAAACCAUUCCUGCAGCUUCGAGUGGUCUCACGGAUGGUGAAAUGCAGGACGUUUGGCACCAGCAGGACUCCUCUGAUGGCACUUUGGUGGGUCGUGCAACUUCUCAUGGAGAUGUUUCUUAACAAAGGACCACUCGAUUCUGUGAUGGGCUCUUUGCUCUUUGAAAAGGCUCGGAAUUUGUGGACAAAGCAGAAAUCUUUUAAAUUACAUCAGAAGCGUCCAGCAGGAUACACAGGAAACCCCAAACUUGGCCAGAGUUCUGAUGCCGAGUCCUUUGGAAAUCAGGAACCUGUUGGUGUUUCACAUAUCUGUUAUCAUCCACAGCCAAAAAUAAGGGGGGCCUUGGUAAGGGAGGUGCCAGAGAACCCAGUGGUCACUGGCCUAGAAGUCCUCUGCUGAGAUGGAGGAGCCUGGCAGAAGGCCGAACAUCAGCACAGCUCUCCAUCAGUCGGGUUUCAAUGGUAGGGGGGCUGGACGGAGGCCACAGGCGAGUAAAAGGCAACGUGACGGCCAACUUGGAGUCCAAUGACACGAAAACUGAACUCUGUGGGCAGAACUCCACACCCGAUGGCUGGUGAAGACCAUUGCCUGCUCUUCAUCUGCCUAACAGUAUCCCUAUGGUGAAGCAUGGUGGUGUAGGGACAGGGAGACUGGUCAGAAUGGAUGCUAGCAAACCUGCUCCAGAGACAGGCCACCUCAGGCUGGGGUGACGGGUCACCUUUCAGCAUGACAAUGACCCGAAGCAUGCAGCAAGGACAACACCUGAAUGGCUUUGGCACAAGACCCUGAUUGUCCUCAAGUGUCCAGCUAAAGUCCUCUGAACCCGUGUGGCGAGACGUGAAGAUGGCGGCUCAUAGACGCGUCUCAUCCACUCGAACGGAGCUUGAGAGCGAAGGAUGUGAUAAUCGGCCCAAAUCCAGGAGUGCAGAGCUCGUAGUGACUUACCAAGGCUUGAAGGGGGAUUUGCUGGCAAAGUCCUGAAUGAGGGGGGGUUUGACGUUUUAACUUUUAAUAAAUUUACAGACCCUUCUGAAAACACGUUGUCACUAAGGGGAGUAAGAAUGUAGCGUGCACCCCGAAUGCUCUCCAGGUACGGUGAGCUCAGCUCAAAUCGCGGUCCCUUUUUUUGUAUUGUUUUCUCCACACCGUUGUGGUUCUCAAAACACGAGACAUCAGACACACACACACAC
Messenger RNA from Polypterus senegalus (gray bichir), 3941 nucleotides. Its product is annotated as chemokine-like receptor 1. Gene Ontology annotation, cellular component: plasma membrane. The record is from RefSeq and is a predicted model, not a curated record. The coding region runs from base 462 to 1535 and encodes 357 amino acids. The transcript has 3 exons. Gene Ontology annotation, biological process: positive regulation of cytosolic calcium ion concentration; phospholipase C-activating G protein-coupled receptor signaling pathway; inflammatory response. NCBI's taxonomy places the organism in Eukaryota, Metazoa, Chordata, Cladistia, Polypteriformes, Polypteridae. Gene Ontology annotation, molecular function: complement receptor activity; G protein-coupled receptor activity.